CACACCAGCACUGCAGCAGGACGCUCACAGGACCAUGAACCCAUCUGCAGUGACUCCUGUGUGUUUGACGGUCUCCUCUGGGCUGAGACGGCGAUCGCAACGGUUUUUGUACAGCAUACGUCCAGCGGCGGCAGGACAGCGUCAACAGCGGCAUGACCGCACCACUCCGCAACACCACCAGCGCCCCUCAACCGCCGCGCCACACCUGAACGGUGUGAAUUCUACUGUUCCUUCGCGUGUAGGGGGCCCGCAGCGGGAGAUGUCUUCGGCGCCGGAAUUAACUCACCAACGGAUCAAGGGCCGGAGCCGCUUCUACAAGACUGUCACUAUUCGGGAAAUCGUCGCAGACAAGGCAGGGGACGAAGCUUCUGCUGCUGCGGCAGUUGGCGACAAGAGCCCACGCUGGGAAAUCCUCCUGGACAGCCGCGUGCUCAAGACCCCUGGCCGGAGACCGUUGCAGUUCGAUAGCCCUGAGUUAGCUAUGGCGGUGGCCGCUGAGUGGGAUGCGCAGGACACGUCAAAGGGCAUCGAACCCGCCGUGAUGCCUCUCAUGGCGCUCGCCUCCACGGCCUUAGACCAGGUGGCCUCCGACAGGGAGAAGACCGUCGCCACCUGCCUCAAGUACCUGCCUACGGAUACCGUCUGUUUUCUGUCGCCGGACCCUGACCCGGUGAUUGCUCGGCGCCAGCGCCAGCUGUGGUCCCCUCUCAGGGACUGGACGGAAGAGGCGUUGGGCAUCCCUGUAGCAACGACGACGGAGAUUCACCGCACGCCGCAACACCCCCCGGAGGCGUUGGCGCGGGCUAGGGACCUCCUGGAGUCCCUUGACGAGUGGGGGCUAGCCGCUGUGCAGAGCGCGACGAUGGAGUGCAAGAGCUUGGUCAUCGCGCUCGCUCUGCUUUUCCGCAAGACCACCGUGGAAAAGGCGUUCGAUGCAGCUCGCCUUGAGGAGGAGUACAACGUGGAGCGGUGGGGCAUGAUCGAGGGAGGGCACGACAUGGAUCGGGCCAACACCACGCUCACGCUUACGGCGGCUUCGACUCUUAUCUGGCUCAGGAGCGCCUCUUUGCGACCCCCUUCCCCGUAG
Messenger RNA from Ectocarpus siliculosus, 1087 nucleotides. The record is from the annotation of a GenBank genome assembly. Lineage: Eukaryota; Phaeophyceae; Ectocarpales; Ectocarpaceae.